GCCAUCUCUCUUCCUACCCUCUUCCCCCCUCAUGGUUCCCUUUGUGUACAACUAUUAUUUACUAGUAAGUACCCUUACACCCGACUCUCGACGAUCAGUAGCUUAGCCCCUUGGGUCUCACUUAUUGUGCCAAACUAUUCUCUGGAUAUCAACCCGCCCACUUUUGCCCCUCACGCGAGCGGCUAGACCCGGCGUGUCUUUACACUGCUGCAGUCGGUCAGCAUUCACUGUGGCGUGGGGUUCACAGAGACGCAAGAUGGCGGCUCCAUCAGACAUGCAUGCGCACGUUCAUCACAGCGCGACAGAUGCGGGGCCUAAGCUCGUCAACCGACUGCGCGACAGCAGGUCACCGUAUGUGAGAGCCCAUAUGAAUAACCCGGUCGCCUGGCAACUAUGGGACGCGGAAGCUAUCAAUCUGGCCAGGCGCUAUAACCGACUGGUAUUCCUCAGUAUCGGCUACUCAGCCUGCCACUGGUGCCAUGUCAUGGAGAAGGAAUCCUUCAUGUCGCCCGAGGUGGCUUCCAUAUUGAACGAAUCAUUUAUCCCAAUCAAGAUUGACCGAGAGGAGCGACCCGAUAUUGACGAUGUCUACAUGAACUAUGUUCAAGCUACCACGGGCUCUGGAGGCUGGCCGUUGAACGUAUUCCUUACCCCGGACCUGGAACCGGUGUUCGGCGGCACCUAUUGGCCCGGACCCAACUCUACCACGCUACUAGGAAAUGAAACGAUCGGUUUUGUAGAAAUCUUGGAAAAGUUGCGAAACGUUUGGCAGACGCAACAGCAACGGUGUCUAGAGAGUGCGAAGGAGAUCACAAAACAACUCCGGGAAUUUGCCGAGGAAGGAACACAUUCAUACCAAGGAGACCGCGAAGCGGACGAAGACCUAGACAUCGAACUUCUGGAAGAGGCGUACCAACAUUUCGUGUCGCGUUAUGAUUCCGUACACGGAGGCUUCUCGAAGGCACCCAAGUUCCCGACCCCUGCCAACCUAAGCUUUCUUCUCCGGUUGGGGGCAUAUCCGAAUGCCGUCUCGGAUAUUGUCGGGCAAGAAGAAUGCGAGAAAGCGACCGCGAUGGCAGUCCAUACGCUUAUCAGUAUGGCACGGGGUGGCAUCCGGGAUCAUAUCGGGCAUGGAUUCGCACGAUACAGUGUCACCUCGGAUUGGAGUCUUCCUCAUUUUGAAAAGAUGCUUUACGACCAGGCACAACUUCUCGAUGUCUACGUGGAUGCAUUCAAGAUAACACACAACCCCGAGUUGCUGGGUGCUGUAUAUGAUCUAGCCACUUACCUGACAACUUCUCCUAUUCAGUCACCUACCGGUGCGUUUCACUCUUCGGAAGAUGCGGAUAGCUUGCCGUCACCAAACGACACGGAGAAACGGGAAGGGGCGUUUUAUGUUUGGACCCUGAAGGAGUUGACACAAGUACUCGGCCAUCGAGACGCUGGAGUCUGUGCCCGCCACUGGGGUGUCCAUCCUGACGGUAAUGUUUCACCUGAAAAUGAUCCACACGACGAAUUUAUGAACCAGAAUGUUCUUUCCGUGAAAAUAACGCCCAGCAAACUGGCACGGGAGUUUGGAUUAGGAGAAGAAGAAGUGGUAAGAAUCAUCCGAUCGGCGAAGCAGAAAUUGCGCGAGUAUCGAGAAAGAACUCGAGUUCGCCCUGAUCUGGAUGAUAAGAUCAUUGUUGCCUGGAACGGGCUAGCCAUCGGUGCACUCGCAAAGUGUAGUGCUCUGUUCGAGCAAAUUGAAAGUUCCAAGGCAGUGCAAUGUAGGGAAGCAGCGGCAAAAGCGAUCAGUUUCAUUAAAAACAAUCUCUGUGAGAAAACAACCGGGCAACUAUGGCGGAUCUAUCGCGAUGGAGGCAGAGGCGAUACUCCCGGGUUUGCUGACGACUACGCGUAUCUGACCAGCGGCUUGUUGGAUAUGUAUGAAGCAACAUUCGAUGACAGCUAUCUACAGUUCGCAGACCAGCUUCAAAGGUAUCUAAAUCAGAACUUCCUUGCCUAUGUGGGAUCGACCCCCGCAGGCUAUUAUAGUACCCCAUCCAACAUGACAUCAGACAUGCCGGGUCCUCUGCUUCGUUUGAAGACCGGAACCGAGUCAGCCACCCCAUCCAUCAACGGAGCCAUUGCACGCAACCUGCUGCGUCUCGCCAAUCUGCUCGAGGACGAUGAUUACCGGCUUCUCUGUCGCCAGACGUGUCAUUCUUUCGCAGUUGAGAUUCUGCAGCACCCAUUUCUGUUUGUCGGGUUGCUCGAUGCCAUUGUCGGACUAGAAGCUGGCUCACGAAACUUCACAGGCGUUCUCUCUACAACACUUCUACCUGAAACAGGACCCGGAUCGUCAGAUCGCCUGAACACCAAAUCUGACGAACCAACGUCAGUGCGGGACCUAAUCGUGCAGAGACUUCGGACAGAGGCCGGCCGGGCUAUAUCAACCUCAACAACCACCAUCUCCCUCAUCGACAUCCGUCCAUCCCACGUGGGAGACUUCGUAGGCAAUCAGUCCUUCUGGUUGAAGACUCGGAAUAAGUUGUACAAGGACAUCAAAGCAUCCGAGCCGGCCAAGAACCAUAUACUAGUUUGUGAGGGCGGGAGCUGCAAAAUGGUCGAUGUAUGAUCGUGCAGGUUUCCAGUCCCCAUUUCGAUUCUAGGGCUCUCGAUAUUCUUCGAAAUUUUUUUACGAAUUUGGAGGCUUUUUGCAAUUAGCAAUUGGUUUCAAUCUCUGUCUAUUCAAGAUGAGAUGUCUGGACAGAAUGUCUAUAAUCAGACCCCGCAGUAUCAAUUAACAUAGGGACUCAAUCUAUAAAUUGGAAAAUUUGCGCUACAUAUAAAUUACCAUGAAAUCAACCCUACCACCAAACCACUCAAAGCAAGAGACACACCGCACUACAUCACAG
Messenger RNA from Aspergillus alliaceus, 2900 nucleotides. Its product is annotated as thioredoxin domain-containing protein. The coding region runs from base 257 to 2620 and encodes 787 amino acids. The transcript is spliced from 2 exons. The record is from RefSeq and is a predicted model, not a curated record. NCBI's taxonomy places the organism in Eukaryota, Fungi, Ascomycota, Eurotiomycetes, Eurotiales, Aspergillaceae. Gene Ontology annotation, biological process: carbohydrate metabolic process.